AUGUCGCUUGAAUUGAAUGGGAAAACUAUUGUUUCAAUGGCUGACUACAAGCUCUUUUGGAACAAUGUACGAGCACAGACAGGCUACAGCCCUCAGUAUGUUGAGAAGCACGGGGCUGAAUCAUUCCUGUACCCUGAUGCUGCUCAAUCCGUUUCAUACAGCGCUGCUACAUCAUCAACUACUGGAGAUGGAUUCUCCAAUAACUCUGUAUUCUCUUCCUCAUUUGCCACUGCUGCUCCUUCUGGUGGUGCUACAAUUGCUAAUGAUGGUCUCGUCAGACGACUAUUGUCAAAUCCUCCUAAUGCUGGAACUGACUUUACUUCGACGUGGCCUUCACUUGGCGCGGCUGCGGCUUCAACGAACAUUGCUAACCAAACUGCGCGUGGUGCCUUCGUUGCUGGAGUCUCCACGGCUAAUGGAAUCAUGGGGACGUGGAACUAUAUGCUUAAGGUGAAACUAACUGACUUGCACCCAAUAUUUAAAGAACUUGACCUGAUGGCUAACCCUCAGAUCCGUCUUCGAUUCCGUGUCAACCAGGGAACUUCUGUUGUAGCUGUUGAUGCAGGUAAGGGAAUGUCUCUAACAAGCACUACUCUUGCAUCUGGUAAUACCUGCCCCGUAUUGGUAUCUGCCUCAAGUACGGGUAAUCCUAUGGCUGGAGUCCUUGCUGCAUCUGCCGGGUUUAGCAUUGCUUGGGGAGCUGUUGUCAAUUCCCUCGAGCCUACUAUUGAUGGUACCUAUAUGCCUUUCACAACUUCGCGUCUUUACGUACCGUUUGUUCAUCUUGAGAACCCUCAGGCAAUUAUAUCGAAGCCUGUAAAGAAGGUUCGAUACAAUGAUUGUUACGCACAGUGGUUUAAUCAGCGAGCUGGAAUCGGAAAGCAAUCAACUCAGUUCAACGCUGCUUUCGAUCUCCAGCUAUCGGCAUCCAUUAAGAAUGCUAAAUAUGUCAUUCUCCUCCCGUUUGCUGAGCAGACGAGCAGCUUUGCAGCUGCUGCUAUCCAGGAGUUUCAAAGUCCUUUUGACUCGGCUCCUUGGACGGUGCAUCCUGGUUCGAGCAUCCGCAACUUCAAUGUUCGUAUCGGUUCUCAGCAAGUAUUCGAUAUCAGUCAUGACUACGACUUCCACCAUUUCACGAAUGAAAUCGGUAAGAUCUCAGCGAUCAAUGGUGAUCUGACUCCUGAGUUGGUCAAUGGUCUUCUUGACUAUCAGACAUGGUCUCUAACUAACCGUGUUCUUGUUGCUGACGUUAGCCGACUAACUGAUCGCGACGUCCCUACAUCAAUUCAGAUUCAGGGAACAAACGCGGGAUGUCAAGGCUGUAAUAUUCUGGUCAUUGUCGUAUCUGAACAGGAACUAACCUAUGAUCGCCUGACAGGAGAAGUUUUAGAAUUUACUACCGCCUAG
Molecule: messenger RNA, 1407 nt
Organism: Plasmopara halstedii
Lineage: Eukaryota; Oomycota; Peronosporomycetes; Peronosporales; Peronosporaceae
Exons: 1
Coding region: 1-1407 (468 amino acids)
Source: RefSeq, a predicted model, not a curated record